AUGCAGGUGCUUGGCUUCCUUUUUGCGUGGUUGAUGGUACUCAAUCGGCCUCCUUUGGUGGCAGCUUUCCUUGGCGCCUCUCAAACAACCUUUGAUGUUUGCAGAACAGAAGACACUGCGGUCCGCAUGUCAUCGAGCGAUACCAGUACCGGUAGCAGCAGAGUGACAAGCAAAAAGGGGAGGCUACUAGUGUUAGGAGGAACAGGAUUUCUCGGACAGGCUGUUUGCAAACGAGCUGCUUUGGAUGGAUUCCUAGUGACGAGCUUGUCGCGACGAGGGCGUCCACCAAGUAGUGGAGACCAGUCACCAUCUUCGACAAACAUCAAAUAUCUGGCCGGGGAUGCACGGGAAAAAUCAACCAUUGCGGAAAUUUUGAAGGAAGGUUCCUAUACCGGUAUCAUUCAUUGCGUGGGCCUCUUGCUGGACGAAGAGUCUGGUCUUGGCCAAUACAACCGAUUUGCGUCGGGGUCUGGAUCUCUACCAGAUUCUGGUUCCACCUAUGAUACCAUUACACGUCUGACGGCCUUCAAUGCCAUGGACGCCGCCAUAGAGUACGCCAAGGAAAACAACAACAACGAACCCUUUCCGUUUUGUUUUGCAUCGGCGGCGGAAGCAGGGUGGCCCGACAUGCCGGGUGGCUCCUUUGUGGAAAACAAUCUCGCACCCGAUUUUCUAAAGCGGUACUUGGCUGCCAAACGAGCCGUGGAAGAGCGCUUGCAAAGUAGCAGCUCUGAACUGUUGCGACCCAUCAUUGUUCGCCCUUCCCUCAUCUACACCAUGGACAAACCUGCUUCCUUGCCGGCAGUCGGAGCAUUCUUUAUUGGCAACAAGAUUGGAUUGCCAUUUGUGGACCAACCAGUGACAGUUCAGUCCUUGGCCAAUGCCAUGGUACGGUCGAUAGCCCAAAAAGAGACGAGAGGGAUACUACGCUUUCAAGAAAUCAAUGCCAUGAGCGAGUAA
Seminavis robusta is the source of this 960-nucleotide messenger RNA. The record is from the annotation of a GenBank genome assembly. NCBI's taxonomy places the organism in Eukaryota, Bacillariophyta, Bacillariophyceae, Naviculales, Naviculaceae.